Molecule: messenger RNA, 792 nt
Organism: Emys orbicularis (European pond turtle)
Lineage: Eukaryota; Metazoa; Chordata; Testudines; Emydidae
Gene: LRRC61
Product: leucine rich repeat containing 61
Exons: 1
Coding region: 1-792 (263 amino acids)
Molecular function (GO): protein binding
Source: RefSeq, a predicted model, not a curated record
AUGGAGCCCUGGGCGGAGAAGGGGGACGAGGGUGAGAACGUCAGGAUCACCGCCCAGCUGCUGAAGGCCAAGACGGGCGAGUUCGCCCUGGAGUCCAUCCUGCUGCUCAAGCUGCGGGGCCUGGGCAUCUCGGAGCUUGGCUGCCUGGGCGAGUGCGCCAGCCUGGAGUGGCUGGACCUCUCCAGCAAUGCCAUCUCCCACCUGGGCCCCCUGGCUGCCCUCAAGUCCCUGGCUGUCCUCAACCUCUCGGCCAACCGCAUCUGCAGCCUGGAGCCGCUCGGCGCCUGCGAGAGCCUGCAGAGCCUCAACGUGGCCGGCAACCUGCUGGGCAGCCUGCAGCAGCUGCAGUGCCUGGCGGGGCUGCGCCGGCUGGAGAGCCUGCGUCUGCACGACGCCCGGGCUCGCCUCAGCAACCCCGUCUGCGCCUCCGGCGCCUACCGCAGCGCCCUGGGGGACCUGCUCCCCGGCCUCAAGGCCAUCGACGGCGAGAGGGUCUCCGGGCGCGGCAGCGAGCUCUACCAGCUCUGCAGGGACCUGGACAGCUCCCUGGAGCGGGGCGGCAGCGGCGGGGCGGGCAGCCCGGAGCCACCGGGCGCGGCCCUGCCCUGGGUGGAGGAGGGCUACUGGGAGCGGAGGCCGGCUCGGCGCAGCUCCAUCAUGGAGGAGGCCUACAAGCAGUUCAACGACGUGCUGCGGGAGUGCCGGGAGUUGAGCGAGAGGGCGGACGACACCAUCUCCCAGGCGGAGCGGGCCCUGAGCGUCCGCAGCGACCCCAGCUCCUACGUGUUCUGA